AUGGAGCUGGAGCGUUCGGCGUCCGGCGAAGUGAGCGUGAGCCAGGCCAUUCAGCCCGCGCACGCCAACCUCCGCGGAGAGCUGAGCGCCGCUCAGCUGCUCAAGUGGAUCGACGCUGCCGCCUGCCUGGCGGCUGAAAAACAUGCUGGGGUUUCCUGUGUUACAGCCUCAGUGGAUGACAUACAAUUUGAGGAGACAGCUAGAGUUGGACAAGUUAUAACCAUCAAAGCGAAAGUUACUAGAGCGUUCAGCACAAGCAUGGAGAUCAGCAUCAAGGUCACAGUACAGGACAUGUUCACUGGCAGUGAGAAACUUGUUAGUGUGGCUUUCUCUACGUUUGUAGCCAAACCAGUUGGAAAAGAAAAGAUUCAUUUAAAACCAGUCACACUUCUAACUGAACAAGAUCAUGUGGAACACAAUCUGGCUUCUGAGAGAAGGAAAGUUCGAUUACAACAUGAAGAUACUUUUAAAAACUUGAUGAAGGAAAGUGGCAAGUUUGAUGAUCCUACUUGUGAUGAAGAAGAAGGAACGGUUUCCACGAAGGUCACCUCUGUGCAGAGCAUUGAACUUGUCCUCCCACCCCAUGCAAACCAUCAUGGAAAUACAUUUGGUGGCCAGAUCAUGGCUUGGAUGGAGACGGUGGCUACUAUUUCUGCAAGCCGCCUGUGUCGAGCGCAUCCCCUUCUGAAGUCCGUGGACAUGUUUAAGUUCCGGGGACCAUCUACAGUUGGAGAUCGUCUUGUCUUCAAUGCCAUUGUCAACAAUACAUUUCAGACCUGUGUCGAAGUGGGAGUGCGCGUGGAGGCCUUUGACUGCCAGGAGUGGUCUGGGGGCCAGGGCCGUCAUAUCAACAGUGCGUUUCUCAUUUAUAAUGCUGUCGAUGAUAAGGAAGAACUGAUCACAUUUCCCAGAAUCAAACCGAUGUCAAAGGAUGAUUUUAGACGGUAUCGUGGAGCUCUUGCACGCAAGAGAAUUCGCCUAGGCAGAAAAUACAUUAUUUCCCACAAAGGAGAGGUUCCACUUCGCAUACACUGGGAUACUGGCAAUCAGGUAUCCUUGAGUAAUGGCAAUGUGGAGGCUCUCAAAAGCCUGGCGGCCAAAAGUGGUUGGGAGGUUACCAGUGCUGUGGAAAAGAUAAAAAUAUAUACUCUGGAAGAGCACAAUAUUUUAUCUGUUUGUGUUGAAAAGCAUGUGGAAAGACCAGCACACUUGGCUUAUCAUCUCUUGUCUGACUUUACCAAGCGGCCUUUGUGGGACCCCCAUUACAUGUCCUGUGAAGUCAUAGACUGGGUAAGUGAAGAUGAUCAGAUAUAUUAUAUCACUUGUCCUGUGGUGAAUGAUGACAAACCCAAAGACUUGGUAGUACUUGUUUCACGAAGAAGGCCUCUCAAAGAUGGUCACACUUACACGGUGGCAGUGAGGUCAGUUAUUCUGCCAUCAGUUCCACCCUCUCCACAGUACGUCAGAAGUGAAAUCAUAAGUGCCGGAUUUCUCAUCCGUGCUAUUGACAGCAGUUCAUGUACCGUAUCUUACUUUAACCAGAUUUCUGCUAGCAUCCUUCCUUACUUUGCUGGAAAUCUUGGUGGCUGGUCAAAAUCCAUUGAAGAGACAGCAGCCUCCUGUAUACAAUUCAUAGAGAACACUACUGAUGAUGGGUUGAUAAGCAUAUUUUAA
Mesoplodon densirostris (Blainville's beaked whale) is the source of this 1674-nucleotide messenger RNA. It is a transcript of the gene ACOT12, whose product is annotated as acyl-CoA thioesterase 12. The transcript has 15 exons. NCBI's taxonomy places the organism in Eukaryota, Metazoa, Chordata, Mammalia, Artiodactyla, Ziphiidae. Gene Ontology annotation, molecular function: lipid binding; acetyl-CoA hydrolase activity. The coding region runs from base 1 to 1674 and encodes 557 amino acids. The record is from RefSeq and is a predicted model, not a curated record. Gene Ontology annotation, cellular component: extracellular exosome.